Messenger RNA from Medicago truncatula (barrel medic), 841 nucleotides. RefSeq lists its product as uncharacterized. NCBI's taxonomy places the organism in Eukaryota, Viridiplantae, Streptophyta, Magnoliopsida, Fabales, Fabaceae. The transcript is spliced from 2 exons. The record is from RefSeq and is a predicted model, not a curated record. The coding region runs from base 37 to 456 and encodes 139 amino acids.
CUCAAAGCCAAACAAGAAGUCCACAAAAACUCAAAGAUGCAAUGUCACAAAAAAUUUGUGAUUUGUUUUCAUUGCUCUUGCAGUAAGAUACUGGAUAGGGUGGUGUUUGUGGAGUAUGCUCUGAGGGAUGAUAGUGAUAGGGUCGAAAAUGAUGGUGGCAGUCCCAAAGAGGAGGGGGUCUUGCUAGAUCUCCCAGUCCAGGUUAUUGCAGGCGACCAAGUCCAUACUAUGGUUUUCCACGUAGUCCUGUGUAUGAUAGGUAUGGUGGACGGGACAGGUGAAGGAGUUGUGAUUAUUGCAGGAACAGGAGUCCUGAAUAUGGCAGAUUCCCUAGUCGUGCGAAGGUCGAUAGCUAAGAAGAUGUCUGGUUUGAAGGUAAGUAGUGGGGCUUCAGUGGCACAUUAUUACUACUUUCUUGACAUUAGGAUAGUGUGUGGUACAUUGUUAUUUACUUAAGAGUACUUUUCAGACUUAUGUGGAAUGGUCUGGUUUGGUUUGCCUGAUUGUUAUAUAUUCAUUAUGUUGUUAGAGAAACUGAAUUAAGACUGUUUAGAGUUGGAAUUAUUGAUUCAUAUUACUGAAGAGACGUCAUGAUAUGUAGAUCAGAAGAUCCAGUACUGUAUUAAUAUUUUGAUUUAUCAUUUGCUUACUGCUAUGAGCAUUGGUUCAGACUUCAAAUGCAAGCAUAUUCAAUACACCCUUAAGCACCCCACUCAUGACUCAGCUAAGGAUCAUUUUUAUUUCUCAAAAUUGAGAAGUACUGGAUUAAAACAUUUUACUCUAUCUUUAAAUCAUAUCUAAAGUGAGAUGUUUCCUUAUUCCAUUCAAUACAUUUAUAUUU